CCGAUCCGCUUAACUCCAGCGGCACCCGUGUGUUCAACCAGUACUUAACAGUACUUUCCAUAGCAAAUACUAUAACUACCAUAGUCAUUGCACUUUUAGAUCACCACCAUCAAAUACAAUUCACACGAGAGUCUGAGAAAAGCACUCUAACAGAACCCUAUACCACAUAGACGUAGACACCAUCAAUACUUUACUAAUCUUACUUUCCGUCUUUCAGAGUUUUCUCCUUCCAAAAGAUUUCAUCACGAGCAAAAGGCAUCGCAUUCUCAUUGUCAUAUAAAAUUUAUGCACUGACAUCAUAGCAUACAUUCCCCUAAUUUCUACAUAAUUUGUGCCCAUUUCAGUGACAAUACCCACACAAAUUACGUUCCCACAACACUCGAUUACACCAUUGCCAUACUUGCACAAUGUCGCUGCUAGAUCUUGAUUUCGACAACUUUCUUCUGCCUCCCAUGGUGCAACCGAAACUGGCUCUGUUCUCCCAGGUAAGGACGCCUAUGCAGCGGAAAUCAUCCAACUUCUUUCCCGUUCAAACGCCUCGCGAUAUCGACGACUCGUUUGACCACACGCUCUUAGCCGACCCCGGAGCCAUAGCUCCUCCGUAUGCCAAAAGACACAAUAGUUCGCCCUUAAUAGGUUCAUUCAACAACCGUACUGGUCAGUCAUCGCUGUCGUCCUCAUCGCUGAAGUUCUUCUAUGCGAAUCCCGGAUCUGGAUCUGGAAAUCCGCAACUUCUUACACCUUUGUUUGCUGAUGUUUCGAAUUCUACACCUAAUUCAGCACCAGCUUCCGUAGCACCAACAUCUGCUGGAACCAAUGGACGCCAGACGUUAUCUGUGUUUGGAGGCAUCGAUAUCGGUGCCGACUUAUCCAACAACUUGCACAGCUUGAACUUGAACAAUAAUAUCAACAAUAUGCUUUCUCCUCCACCUUCUGCUGCAUCUACUUACAACUACCAGCAAAGCACCCCUCAACAAACAGGAGGAAGCUUGGGGUUGUUAGCGAUCUCCUCGCCACCAAAUACAGCUUCCAUGUUGAAUUUGGGCGGUGGAGGGUCCACUACAGCCACAACCAGCGGAAGCGUGACUCCGUCCAUUUCGUCCAAUUCGAUCUGGAACGACUCCAACAGUCUCGGUCACUUUGGACUCAACGGAAACGGGAACAGUAACAGCAAUAACAGUAACAGUAACAAUAGUAACAAUAAAAACCCUAACAAUAUUGGUGUGAAUGUCAACAGCAAUAUCUUGAACAGUACACCUAAGCUUUCAACAUUAGACGAGCUUUUUGAUGGUGAGCACAAGUUUUCGAUGGAAAACAGUUACAGCGAUGUGUUUUCCAACGACAUGCUCUUUUCGCCGUUUUAUGCCCAUGAGGGCCACAGCCAGAACCAGUUUGGGGAAAUCUCAUCACCCUUAGCUCCUGUUGCCAGAACCGCCUCUUUCACUUCUUCCGGCUCGCGACCCAAUUUCAAAAGCAAGGAAAACAUCUACCUGAGCAAGUUGAACACACCUUCGUUUGUUCCUAGUGCCGUUAUGUCCGAUGGAGCUAAAGUGAUGGGUUCUUCUACCAUAGAGCCUACGGACUCAGAGGUCAAGUUGGAAAACACACGGGCGUUCAUAAACCAGAUCCAUUCCAAUGCAAAUGUGAACUCUGGUGCCAGUAGCAGCUCUGGACAUCGCGGCAACCUCGUUUUCAACAACGACUCGGCAACGCUUACGUCCAAACUCAACCAAAUAGAACGGAAAGAGUCGGAGAUCUCUGGUAGAAUCAGUAGAAAGAAUAGCGGUUUGCCUAGUUUCAACAUUACCCAAGUAAACUCGGGAAUCGACAGAGGCAACGUCAGAGUAAGCUUGCCGCAGACAUCGUCUCUUCAAAAGCAGGUGACACGAAACGAUGUUUUUAUCCGUGAGAUCCUUACCACAGAUGAGACUACUAAAUACAGUGAAGACUACUGUUCGACUUUCUACAAGCGCAACUCCCACGGGUACAUGUUUACUAAAGAACCCACUAACACUUUGAAAGUCAACACUACAGCCAACAAGUCAUGGGUGCAAUUGAAGAUCAAGCUUCCCUGUAGCAGUCCCGGCCAGACACGAGGAAGAACUGAUGCUCCCGCCUUGCUUAUCAAGAAACUCAAAGUAGACGUUAGACACUUGCCCAUCUGGCGGCCAAUCACCAUGAAUGGAGGCGCCAGUUCGUACCAAGGCAACGGCUACAGUAAUUCAAACUACCAAGGAGGUAAGAGAUAUGGCAAUUCUAAUUACAAUGGAUACGGAAAUGGAUCGAGAAGGUAUUCAGGAGGCUCUGGAGCGUCAGGAUUUGGAAAUAAUAAAGAGUUCAGGAAACCCAAGAAUCUCAAUGUGUCUAAAAGGUUUGGGAAGAAAACAAGUGAAUAAUCUGGGAAAAACAGGAUAGUUAAUAUAGUAAAGUAAUGAAGACAAUUC
Scheffersomyces stipitis CBS 6054 is the source of this 2444-nucleotide messenger RNA. RefSeq lists its product as uncharacterized. The coding region runs from base 408 to 2396 and encodes 662 amino acids. NCBI's taxonomy places the organism in Eukaryota, Fungi, Ascomycota, Pichiomycetes, Serinales, Debaryomycetaceae. The transcript has a single exon. The record is from RefSeq and is a predicted model, not a curated record.